AGUCGCGCGCCCGUUCCGACUGCACGUGUCGCGCCCCGCGCUCCACACAGCCACACUCACGCCAGCAUCGCCCGCACCGAUAAAUAAGAAUCGGAACGUCGAGAUAAUUGAGACAGCAGAGAAGUCCAGAGAAUAAAAGACGAUGAGGACCGCGGUGUAUCUAGUGGCGCUCUGCAUAGCGCUGAGCGCAGCAGCCCCAGCGCCUGAGCCCGCCCCUGCGGCGGACCCUGAACCCAACCCCGCACCAAACCCCGCGCCCUCCGCAGAUGAUAAGCCAGAAAUCAUUGAAAUCAUUGCCCCGGCUGCCAGCGCACAGGAGACACUGGCGACGCUGAACCUGGGCGCGCCGGGCUCCGAGCUCAGCGAGCGCAACAAGCGCACUAUCGGCAUCCUGCGUCAGCUCUUCCCCACGCUCACGCAGAUAAUCGAACAAAAGGUACAGCAGCUCACGAGCGUGGUGCUGCGGACGUUUGGACCACUGUUCCUGCGCCUUUUCCUAGGAGGAAACCGCAACCAGGGCCGCAUGAACGGCGGCACCGUCGACCUCGAGGACGACGACGAUGACGACGAUGAUGACGACGACGACGUCACCACCACGACCAGCACCACGGAGUCGUCGCGUCGCAAGCGCGCGCUCUUCUUCCUGCCGAAUUCGGUCGCCGAAGAUAACCUACUGUCGGGCGCGGAGUCGCAGCAGGCCGAGGUGCGCGUGGCCUUCGGAGAGGGCUCCGACCAGCAGACCGCCGACGACCAGCAAACCGCCGCGCAGACAAACGCCGCCUCCAUCGACGAGAUCACCCUCGAAGACGCCGACGACAAUGAGGAGAACAGGAACAAGAGAUUCCUGAACUUCGGAGACUCUUCGGGCUCGUCCGGCGGCGGGUCCGGAAAUUUCUUGUUCGAUAUCGUGCGACAGCCGGCCGAGGCGAUGGCGCGCGCCGCGGGUUCCGCCUUCCGACUGUUCGCGGGAACCGACUCGCUCAACGUGGGCUUCACGGCGUCGCACUCCGCCACGCUGGACCCCAACGACCCACAACUGGUUGCGGGCUCCUCGUCGGGCUCGGCCGGCGGCGAGGCGGGCGAGGGCGCCGAGGCGGGCAAGGGCGACAACCUGACUGAGGGCGUGCCCGGCCCCAUCACCCGCCUCUUCAUCAUCGCCAACCGCGGCAUCGCCAACCUCAUCCAGGACCUCAUCCUCCGCAUCGCGCAGACAUCCGAGAGGAUAGUCAACUUCAAGGCGCGGCUCAUCACCUCCAUCAUCUAAUGCGCGAGCUCCUAGACCAAUGUCGGAGGGUCCGCCGCGCCGCAGCGUCGGCCUCGCGCACUCGCCACGGCUCCGGCGGCCCGUCCGACUUGUCCGCGCCCCGGUCUCAAUUUGCUCGUCUCCCUUUCAAAUUGGGCUCGAGG
Messenger RNA from Papilio machaon (common yellow swallowtail), 1407 nucleotides. Its product is annotated as protein qua-1. The record is from RefSeq and is a predicted model, not a curated record. The transcript is spliced from 8 exons. NCBI's taxonomy places the organism in Eukaryota, Metazoa, Arthropoda, Insecta, Lepidoptera, Papilionidae. The coding region runs from base 143 to 1264 and encodes 373 amino acids.